Brassica oleracea var. oleracea is the source of this 1365-nucleotide messenger RNA. RefSeq lists its product as uncharacterized. Lineage: Eukaryota; Viridiplantae; Streptophyta; Magnoliopsida; Brassicales; Brassicaceae. The record is from RefSeq and is a predicted model, not a curated record. The transcript is spliced from 3 exons. The coding region runs from base 1 to 1365 and encodes 454 amino acids.
AUGAAGACAAUUAGGCUGAAGCAUCUUACGGAGUGCAAGGACUGGUCGCGUGUGGACAGGGUCAGACUAGUCUACCUUUGUGUUAUUUGUUUUCUGAUGGCUAAGGAUGAGAAGAUCAAUAUCCCUCAUGCAUACAUAAGAUUAGUGAUGGAUUUUGAUAAACUGAGGAAGUAUCCGUGGGGUCUUUACGCUUACGAUCUGCUUCUAGAUUCCAUAAAGAAAGCAAGGUUCAAGUUGAAGAAGAACAAUUAUGUAUUAGAUGGAUUCUCCUAUGCCCUACAGAUUUGGCUUAUGGAGGCGAUUCCAGACAUUGGGACUUUGCUGGGUCAAAAGUACAAGGAAGUCAUAACCAGUGUGAGAUGUCAGAACUGGUAUGGAAAUGGAAAGGUUUCUUAUCAUGAUAUCACUGCUCUAGAGACUUCACUUGAGAAGAAAGCGGUUGUGUUUCCAUUCAUAUCUGAUACCGGAAACAAUGAUGUCGUUGCUAGUGUGACAUUCAGAAGGGAUGAUGAGAAGAAAGAUGAAAGAGUUGACAAAAUUAUUUCCUUGAUCAAUGCAAAAUUUUAUUGGAGCAAAUUCGUUUCGCAAGUUGAGGAAGAUAUGCGGACUCAAGAUCAGCUACAUGAGAAGGUUGAUGUUGUUGUGGAAGCUAGUCAAGAUCAGAUAGAUGGGACAGAUGAGGUUGCCAUGGAAAGUGAACUAGAAGUAUCUGAAAAAGAAGAACAAGUUGAGCCUGUAGCUAAAAGAAGGGUCACGAGGAAGGCAAAGGAUCCCGGUUGUGAGUCUAGGAAGAGACACCUACUUUGCCAACGCGCGGCAGAACAAAACACUGGUCUCGAUGAUCAAACGAAGAUUUUUAUUACGGAAUUGUUCAACACCUCCUUCAACUCAAUGAAGGAAGAGGUUAAGAAGCAUAUGGAUCAUCGCUAUGACAAGCUUGACAGUGAGAUUGCACAGCUCAAGCAAACAGUGGCAGCAGCUAUAGUUUCAAGAAACGAUGUCCAUGCAUCCGAGAGGCCCCAACCUUUGGCAAUGCCUAGCCCUCGUCCUAAAAGAAAGGAUGAAAAAUUAGACGAUGUAGAAAUGUCUGAUUUUCAUGGGAAUUUGCAUAAUGUAUAUGUCUCCCAAUCGUCUAACAUUGAUCUAGAGAUGGGUACACAAGAUUAUUUAUGUGAUGUAGAAAUGUCGGAUUUUCAUGGGAAUUUGCAUAAUGUAUCUGUCUCCCAAUCGUCUAACAUUGAUCUAGAGAUGGGUACACAAGAUUAUUUAUGGAAGACAAUGGGAAAUCUUACACAAGAUUCAUAUGUGAAAGGAUUCGAUCCAUCCCAAAAAGCAAAGGUUGAUGACCCAAUGCAGAAUGGUUAA